UAUAUAUAUAUAUAUAUAUAUAUGAUCCUUCCGCUUCCAUAUUGUUCUUAGAUUCUCGUUCUUCUUUUGAACAAGUAGUUGGAAUGGCCGUUCCAGAUGCGGCAGUGAGUUUCCUGCUGGAAAAUGUGACCCAGUUGCUGGUCUACAACGUUAACCUGAUCGGCAACGUCAAGGAAAACGUUGAAGAUCUGAGAAAGAGUCUCAAGCUGCUUCAGGGAUCGAUGAAUGAUCUGAUCAAGCUGGAUACCCAAUCCAAAGCCGUGAAGGAAACGGUGCAGAGUAUUAAGGAAUUGAUUUGGCGAGCUGAGGAUGCUAUCGACAGUUACCGAGUUCAGGCUGCGAUCCAGAAGAAAAGGCCUGUGGUGGAGAAGCUUUUUUUCGGCAUAGCCCAUUACCCGGCGGUUCUCAGGGAACUGGCAAAGGGCGUUGAAGACAUUGGCAAAGAAAUUGACAAGAUCAACCAAUUCACUUUGCCCAAUGUCUGUAAUCAACUCCAGAUCGCCGCCAUGGUCAACCUUAGUAAACCACCCGCUGAAGCCGCUCCUAAGGAGGGACCCAUUGUUGAGGAAGAGCAUGUGAUUGGUUUUGAUGGGGCAGCCCAAACAGUGGAAGACAUGCUGAUCAAAGGACCAGAACACCUGGAAGUUAUUUCAAUAGUUGGGAUGCUGGGAUUGGGGAAGACAACCCUAGCAAAAAUGGUUUACAAGGAUUCUGAUGUUGAUUACGCGUUCAUGGCUCGGGCAUUCGUUUAUCUUUCCAAAGAUUAUGACAAAAGAGAAGUACUGCUCAAAAUUUUAGCCGAUGUCACCAAAUCAGCACCUAGUGAAGAAGUUACCAGAAUGAACCUGGAGCAGCUAGAAAGUCAUCUCAAACAACUACUGGAUGGAAGAACUUAUUUGGUGGUGUUGGAUGACGUUUGGGAGCAACAACAUUGGGACAGCCUGCUAAAUGUUUUCCCGAAAAACAAUAGGCGAUGCAGAGUUCUCAUCACUACCCGUAAUGUAGAUGUGGCCAAGUAUGCAAAUCCAUCUCUCAAUUCGCUUUAUAAGUUGGAUUUCUUGAGUGAUGAAAAUUGUCAAGAGUUGCUCAGAUGGAGAGUGUUUCGCCAAAAUGAUUGCCCCUCAGAGUUAGUAAACUAUGAGAAAAUCAUUGUUGCCAAGUGUGCAGGUUUGCCGUUGGCUGUGGUGGUCAUCGCAGGUAUUCUUUUGAAUCACUCCACCGUAAUUGAUUGGUGGAGGCAUGUGGCCGAUAGUGUUAAAGAUUACAUAGCUAGGGAUGCCGCCAAAACUGCCGAGGUGAUACACUUGAUGUAUCACCAUUUACCUAACUAUUUAAAGACAUGUUUUCUAUACCUCGGUGUCUUUCGUGAAGAUUUUGAAAUACAGGUGUGGAAACUAGUGCGCAUGUGGAUUUCAGAAGGGUUCAUACAAAACCAAGACAAAUUCAACUUAGAGGUCAUGGCAGAGCAAUACUUGGAAGAACUUGUUCAUAGGAAUUUAGUGAUGGUGGGGAAGCGAAGGGCGAAUGGCAAAAUUAAAACUUGCCGUAUGCAUGAUACGUUGCGCGAGUUUUGCAAGAAACAAGCCGCAGAAGAAAACCUUUUCGGGGAAAUCAAGGCUGACAACUUGUCAUCAUCCCCUUCAUCUGAAAACCAAGCUGUGGGAGAUUAUCGGCGCCUUUGCAUCAACAACGUCAGCCUUUCCACAUACCUUGCUGGAGCUCCAUCAGGUAAAUCUGUCCGUUCACUUUUAGCUUGUCCUAAAGAUGAAACAACUAUGGAUGCGAAACUUGUUUCAAACAUCACGAAGGCUUUCAACCUUCUUAGGAUAUUGGAAACUGAAGCAGUGGUCAUUAUCCCCCGUCUGCCGGCUGACUUUUGUAGUCUUGUUCUUCUACAAUACGUAGCCAUAUCCCUCGUAGACGGAUUCAUUCCUCCAGUAUUUUCUAACUUGUUGAAUUUGCAGACCCUCAUAGUAAAUACUAAAUCCAAUGCCCUUGAAAUCAAAGCAAAUAUCUGGGAUCUACCACAGUUUAGACAUUUACAUACCAAUGCUUCAACCAGUAUUAGUACCAAAAACCAGACAAAAGGAAAGGAAGCUGCUCAGCCAAAUAAAAAUGUCCAAACAUUAUGCAGCAUUUCACCUGGAAUGUGCACAAAAGAAGUUUUCAAGAAGACUCCCAACCUCAAGAAAUUGGGAGUGCGUGGGUCAAUAACCUCGCUCUUGGAGGUCAAUGACGACUCAAAUUUAUUUGCACACCUUUACAAAUUAGAGUCGCUUGAGAACUUGAAGUUGCUGAAUGGUGACACUGAGUCUAAGGUCUACCGUCUGCCUCCGAAGGACAAAUUCCCCCCACAGUUAACACAGCUCACUCUGUUGAAUACCCUGCUGAACUGGAGAGCUAUAUCUUUACUAGGAGAGCUAGAGAAUCUUGAGGUUCUUAAGCUGAAAGAAAACGCGUGCGAAGGAGAAAUUUGGAACCUCGGACAGGAGGUUUUUGCCAGGCUGAAACACUUGCACAUUGGACGCACUGAUUUGAUGGUGUGGACGGCUUCAGCAGACAAUUUUCCCAACCUGAAGAGCCUUGAACUCGAUGGCUGCAGUAUUCUUCGGGGCAUUCCGAAUGAACUUGCAGAUAUCACUAGCCUCCAAUCAGUGGCCCUUAACUGCACCAACAAUCAGGUGGCUGCCUCUGCAAGGAGACUUCAGCUGUUGAAGGUAGAGCGUGCUAAAAAGGCCAAGAUCUUCGGCAACUUUAAGGUCUCUGUUUAUCCUCCUGAUUUCUGAGGACUCCAACCAAUCCAGGAUUAUGCAGAUCCUUCUUUCUUUGGCUGGUUAGUGAUGUGCUUGUUAUCUUGUUCCAGUGUGUAUAUAGCGUACAUAUAUGAUCUUCUUUCUUCCUCUGUCCUUAACUAAAUAUCUAUACUGAACUUUUUGGUUCUUUCUGUUUCCCUUUUUAGAUGCCCAUUUUUCUGGUGAAGAAGGAUGAUUGAGAAGCAAUUAAUAAGAUCGAUGGCGAGCUUGUGAAGAUGAUGAUGAUGAAUGAGACACCAUCCUGUGUUGUGUUUGUUUCUGUGUGUUCGUAUUCUGUUUUUUCCCUUUUCAAAGUACUAAUAAUGAGGAAACAGACCUGUGUGGUUUACUUCCUUGCUUUCAUUUUCCUGAUUCUGCAUUUUCUUACUUCCACUUUUGUCUUUUUGUUGUUUUGGUUUUGUAUUCUGGCUUUGAUUUUAGAACUUAGCAAUUUGCAGUUCUUUGGUCAUGGUCCAAUUAUUGAGGCGGCUGUUCAAUGUAUUUCAGAAUCUCUAUUAAAUUGAAGACCUUUGUGGAGAU
Oldenlandia corymbosa var. corymbosa is the source of this 3332-nucleotide messenger RNA. The record is from the annotation of a GenBank genome assembly. Lineage: Eukaryota; Viridiplantae; Streptophyta; Magnoliopsida; Gentianales; Rubiaceae.